This is a messenger RNA of Xenopus laevis (African clawed frog), 3247 nucleotides long. It is a transcript of the gene htr2c.S, whose product is annotated as 5-hydroxytryptamine (serotonin) receptor 2C, G protein-coupled S homeolog. The record is from RefSeq and is a predicted model, not a curated record. NCBI's taxonomy places the organism in Eukaryota, Metazoa, Chordata, Amphibia, Anura, Pipidae. The transcript is spliced from 4 exons. Gene Ontology annotation, molecular function: G protein-coupled serotonin receptor activity; G protein-coupled receptor activity; neurotransmitter receptor activity. Gene Ontology annotation, biological process: signal transduction; serotonin receptor signaling pathway; release of sequestered calcium ion into cytosol. Gene Ontology annotation, cellular component: membrane; synapse; plasma membrane. Bases 975 to 2396 code for a protein of 473 amino acids.
UCUGCUGAAAAACUGACAUUGUAUUUGGGUAUGUGUUAUGUUCUAAAUUAAUGAAAAAGGAAGCACACAAGGCAAAGGUUUCACUCUAUUUCUUGGCUGUCACAGCUACUUUUGGAACAUUCCCAAACAAUUAGCUCUGCAUUCAUAUUAGCCUAGGUAUAGAUGCCUGUGAUACAGGGGAAAACUAGCAUUAUUAUGUAUUAAAACUGACUGAGAUGAGCACAACUGGACACCUCUUCCCCUUGGUUGCAACUCUGCACAGUGUUUAGCUUAUGGCUGAGAAAUGUACCUGUCUAUUAACUGCUAUGCGGUGCAGCACUUAGUGAGAAAUAUUCUGCAGAGACACAAGCACAUCUAUAGCAAUUCAGCAGCUGUUAUCAGGAGCUGAGAGUUUAGUCUGUGAGUAUGAAAGCUGUAGCCCCCUGCAGUUUUUCAGAGUGGAAAAAGAGUCUGGAUUCCUUCUCUUUUAUUUUGCUCAAUAUUCAGCUCUCUAAAGCACAGAGAAUGGUGAAUCUAGGUGAUGAGAUUUGGUUAGAACACUGUCUUUCUAUGCAGGAUCCAGUAUAGCUGCCUGGACUGUCCUCUGAGGGAUUACUUCUGCACUGUACAGAAAUCAGAAGGAAGAAAGGCACUGAAUGACUCAAAGCAUAGCAAACUGUCUCCCUUCCAAACAAGGACUAAGGACAGGCUGCAAAGAGUGGACAGUUCUCUGAAUGUCUGCAGUAAAGAAUGAUUGAAGAUAGAAUGAAGUGGAGUUUAGAAAAACUUUUGUCAUUCUGGGUCACAGACUGGAUAUCAACUAGUCUCUUGUUAAAUACCUUUCAGAAGACCAUUUCAAUAUGACUCAAAGCAUUAUGGAUAUCCAAACCAUUGCUUGGCUUUGGAGAAAAGAACAGUUCUUUGUAUUUCUCCUUGGAAUGUUUGAUUUGAAGUUCUAUGUUUCCCUAAAGCACAAUAAGAAGUAAUCACUUUAGAUGAUGAGCACCUUCAGUGGAACUGGGAUGUUGAUCAGCCUGACAACAGUAUCUAUCAUUCGAUCUUUAGAUAUUAAUUUCCACAAUGGAGUGAUGGCCUGGCACAUAAACAACAAUGUGACUCUUAAUCAGAGCAUGCCAACAUCUGUCCCUACAAAUGCAUCUGAAGAAGAGAAUGAAUCACUCGUCAGCAAAAAUUGGUCUGCCCUGUUGACCUUAAUUAUUAUUAUCUUGACAAUUGGCGGUAAUAUACUUGUUAUCAUGGCUGUUUCACUUGAGAAGAAGCUUCAAAAUGCGACCAAUUUCUUCUUGAUGUCUCUGGCUGUAGCCGAUAUGCUGGUAGGAAUCUUGGUGAUGCCAGUAUCCCUUGUUACCAUACUGUAUGAUUAUGCUUGGCCAUUGCCACGGAAACUGUGCCCUAUAUGGAUUUCAUUGGAUGUCCUCUUCUCCACUGCUUCUAUCAUGCAUCUGUGUGCAAUCUCUCUUGAUCGUUAUGUAGCAAUCCGCAACCCCAUAGAACACAGCCGUUUCAAUUCCCGGACUAAAGCUAUGAUGAAAAUUGCUGCUGUCUGGACUAUUUCAAUAGGUAUUUCAAUGCCAAUCCCUGUGAUUGGCUUACAGGAUGACUCCAGUGUUUUUGUGAAUAGUAGCUGUGUUUUAAAUGAUGAAAAUUUUGUACUUCUGGGAUCAUUUGUAGCAUUUUUUAUUCCUCUCAUCAUAAUGGUGUUCACAUAUUGCCUGACCAUUCAAGUACUUCAAAAGCAAGCUACAGUAUUCAUGUAUGAAGAGGUUCCAAAGCAGAGGAGCAGCAGUGUUAACUGUCUGAAAAAAGAAAAUAACACAGAAAAUAUUUCAAUGAUUCAGAAUCAUGAGGCGGCAUCUCAUUUAAACUCUCCUAUUAACAAAGAAGGAGCUCUUUUCCGCAAAGGAACGAUGCAGUCAAUUAACAACGAGCGUAGAGCUUCUAAGGUUCUUGGAAUAGUCUUCUUCUUGUUUUUGAUUAUGUGGUGUCCUUUCUUUAUCACGAAUAUCAUGUCUGUACUUUGCAAAGAGGCAUGUGAUAAUGAACUCAUGGUUGAACUUUUGAAUGUAUUUGUAUGGGUUGGUUAUGUGUCUUCAGGAAUUAACCCACUGGUCUACACACUUUUUAAUAGAACAUAUCGUAGAGCAUUUGCCAGUUAUAUCCGUUGUCAGUAUUAUAAUAGUAAAAAGACAAUGUUGCAGCAAACCCAAUGUCAACACAAUGCUACAUCAACAGCAAUGUAUGGCAAGGACCUUAAUUUGAAUAGUUACAGAAAUGGCAAUGAACUAACAAGCGUGGACAUGGAUGAAACAGAGGAAGCAAUAGAAAUGCAACCUGGGACUUCAGAACUAUCGAUAAACAAUUCUAAUGUUAUAAGUGAAAGAGUUAGCUGUGUGUGAGGGAAGUUCCCACAAGAAAUAUAAAAUCUUAUUUGUGAAAAUUAUAUUACAAAAUAUAUCAUGUAAAUAUGUAAAUAUUUCAGAGCAGACAUUUUUUAUUAUAUUUCUGCAAUCUUUUGUGUUGAUUGAGCCCUGGAAUUAAUAUAUUUCCCAUUGUAAUAGAUGAAGUAGUAAUUUUGAUUACAUUAUGGAUAUAAUGUUAACUUUCUUUCCAAAUGCAUGAAAAAUUGCUAAGAAUAAAUUUCAACAUUUCGGUGUCCUUCAAACAAUGAGCAGCAGACAUUCAUAAAUUAUAUAGAUACAUGUAAGUUUCAUAAAAAAUUGAAGUGACUCCAUCUUGUUUGCAUGAGUUUCACAAUGGGGUAAGGAAAUUGUUUUCACUUUUCAAGAUAUUUAUUUUAAAUAAAAUGGGGAAAAGAUUGUAACCAACCUACAACAAUAUUGAAGGAUUUGAUUCUACUAAUUUAUUCUCUGUAAGACGUUUGUGAGACAUUGUACUGUAUAGCAUAUUUUUUCUAGGUGAUAUCAAUUACAAAUAUAUUCAGUGUUCCAUAUUAUACACCACAUUAACAUAAUGUCAGUGUUCUACUGUUUAUAUUAUAUUCAGGGCUAAUAUUCUAAUGUAAAAGAUAUUGGUUGACGUUACGUUAAAUCUUUCUAAAUCACCAAUGAAAACCAGUUAAAGGGAAUUACAUGAUGAGCACAGACAUUAACUUUGCAAGGCCGCUCUCAGUAUAAUCUAUAUUUACCAAUAUGAAAUCUAGUGUUAUAAAUCCAGUUGUUAUAAUUUGUAUCUUACUAUUGUAUAUUACCAGUAUGUAUUGUUCAACAUAAAGAUGCCAUAAAUUGGA